Lolium rigidum is the source of this 495-nucleotide messenger RNA. Its product is annotated as CASP-like protein 1C1-1. Bases 1 to 495 code for a protein of 164 amino acids. The record is from RefSeq and is a predicted model, not a curated record. The transcript has 5 exons. NCBI's taxonomy places the organism in Eukaryota, Viridiplantae, Streptophyta, Magnoliopsida, Poales, Poaceae.
AUGGCCAAAGCACGGCGGUUCGUCCCCGUUGUGCUCAGGGUCGCCACCGCCGCCGCCGCCGGCGUCGCGGCGAUAGUCAUGGCCACGAGCCACCAGACGGCCACCGUCUUCGGCUUGGAGGUGCAGGCCAAGUUCCAGUACCUGCAGUCCUUGAUCUUCUUCGUUGUCGCCAACGUCGUCGCCUGCGCCUACAACCUCCUCGUCCUCGUCGUGCCGACGGCGCCGAGCCCCGCUGCGAAGCUGGUGCUCGUGGCCGACGCGAUGCUCGGCAUGUUGCUCACCGGCGCCGUAGCCGCGGCCGCUGCCACAUCGUCUAUCGGGAAGAACGGGAACAGCCUGCGCCGGCUGGCAGCCGAUCUGCGGGAUAAUGAGCACCUUCUGCGACCAUCCAAUGUUCUCGUCACCGUGAGCUGGCCAGGAUCGAUAUUUCAUUUGAUCGUAUAUCAAGCAAUCAGGAUUGCAGAAUCUCCUUUUGCAUUAACUAGCCAGGUGUAG